Molecule: messenger RNA, 5712 nt
Organism: Saccoglossus kowalevskii
Lineage: Eukaryota; Metazoa; Hemichordata; Enteropneusta; Harrimaniidae
Product: glutamate receptor 2-like
Biological process (GO): monoatomic ion transport
Cellular component (GO): membrane
Molecular function (GO): ligand-gated monoatomic ion channel activity; signaling receptor activity
Source: RefSeq, a predicted model, not a curated record
AUGGGAAUUGCCGUCCUUCAGAGUUAUGUGUACGAAAACAACGGCAAACAAGACGGCGUUUUACACUUAUCACCGAGUCAAGGCGACAUUUCCGACGUAAUUGUUGAUUUGAUAAAGUUUUACGAAUGGAACUCGGUAGCAAUUGUGUUUGACGGUGUAACAUAUCCAGAGAUGGAAUUGGUUGCCAAGACAGCAGAGGUAGGGUUAAAAGUAGUCGCCAGGCAACUGAAAUUGGGUUCGGAAACCCACAACACUGAAGACGAACUUAAGUACAAGACAGUGCUAGCAGAGAUUCGAUCUAUGAAUAUUCAACAAAUAAUUAUACACGCACAUACAACAACAAUCGCCACAGUGCUCCGAGAUGACGUCUCUUACAUGAAUCUUAGCUCAUACAUCUACACGAACACCAAUUUGACUUUACUUCAUCCAAGCUACCAGGGAGGUAUCACUAACAUCGAAGACGCGGGAGAUCAUAAGCUUGAUACCUACGAAGUGAUAUUAGUCUAUGAUGCCAUUAAUAUCGUGUUAUCGGCUAUACGGGAUUAUACAUCUAACACUGGGAUGAUUGAUCACCAGAAUUCUAAUAAUGACUGUUUUGCAACUGAACUACUGGUCCCGGAAACAUCAAAUGCAUUAAGAGCCUACAUAAAAGAAGUGAAAUUACAAGGUCUAUCAGGUUACAUCUCGUUUGAAAAGAAUGGAAUGCGGUGUAACGAUUCGUUUGAUGUAAUCGAACUUCAAAAUGAAGAACUGGUUGUGGUUGGUUCUUGGACGAGAUUGGAACGUUUAAAAAUAUUUUCUCUCAAAAAACCUAUUUAUGAUUUUGCAUUCGGAGAUAACCCUUUGAGAAUAAGCACAAUUGUCGACGACCCUUUCAUAAUGUGGAGAGAUAACUACGAAAACCUGGUCGGAAAUGAGCGGUUUGAUGGAUUUCUUUAUGAUCUUAUAGAGGAACUGUCGAGGCGAAUGGAUUUCCAAUAUGAGCUGUACAUUGUUCCUGAUGGAAAGUACGGUGCGCAAUUAGAUAAUGGAUCUUGGAACGGCAUGGUACGUGAAUUGAUUGAUGGAAGUGACAUUGUCUCGACCAUCCAUAAUUGUCAUUUAUUCACGACAUCAGCGGCCGACGUAGCUAUGGCUGGUCUAACUAUUAGUUCGGUUCGCGAAGAAGUCAUUGAUUUCUCAGCACCGUAUAUGUUCCUUGGUACCGAUGUUCUCAUGCGGAAGCCUGAACCCUCGCCACCAGACCCUUUCAGCUUCUUAAGUCCAAUGUCGACUGAAAUGUGGUUAUGUGUUUGUGGUGCGUUGAUUGUGUUUAGUCUUCUACUUGUACUGAUCAACCGAAUUAGCCCCUACGAAGCGAACCACUUAUCACGUCGUGACGCAGUUUCUAAACACGAGGCAACCAACUUGAAUUUGGUCAACAGUAUAUGGUUUGUAUUCAGCGCUUUUGUGCAGCAGGGGUCGCAGUUCUCGCCAUACUCGUACUCAGCUCGCAUAAUCAGUGGUACAUGGUGGUUUUUUGUUCUCGUUUUCAUAGCCAGUUACACUGCCAAUAUGGCGGCGUUUUUAACUGUUCAAAAACUCGAUACUCCAGUUGAUUCUGUAGCUGAUCUCGCGAAACAGACGACAAUAAGCUAUGGUUGCACAGAAAGUACCCAAACAAUGUCAUUCUUUCGCGAUUCGAAGAUAGAACCCUACAAGACAAUGUGGGCUGCUAUGAAACUUGCAGAAACAAGUCCCCUUGUUCCAUCCAACGAAGAAGGAGUAAGGCGUGCUUGCACCGAGAACUAUGCCUUUCUGCAGGAUUCCACAUUCAAUGCCUUCUUCACGAACAGAAAUCCGAUACCUGACUGUGACUUGGUGGUUAUAGGUUCGCCAUUCGACAGUAAAGGUUAUGGUCUCGCUUUUCCACGAGGGGCAACAUUUAGAGAUGAUUUCUCGCUGAAUAUUCUGCAACUCAGAGAGCAGGGGUUUAUCCUGGGCUUAAAAAGGAAAUGGUGGCUGUCAGUCGCAUUGGAUUCCAGUGGUUCUACCUCUAGCAUUAGUGGCCAAAACGUACUAAGACUAAGCAACAUCGCUGGGAUAUUUUACAUUCUCGCCGGAGGAGCCGUUAUUGGGCUAAUGGUAGCAUUGGUCGAGGUCAUUGUAUACAUGCGGAAUGGAUCUAAAAAGGAUCAUGAUGAAGAAUGGGAUGAAGAACAUCGAUUGUCAGAAGGUUUUCCCAGCGCAAUAAGCAGUAGUGAUGUGUUGCAACGAUACCAAUAUACACAUAGUGUAACGAGUCAAGUGUAUAAUGAUCAGUUUACAAUGAGUUAUAAUGAAAGUGAACGAGAAGAGCAGACGCCAACAGGAGUCAGCCCGGGGAGGCUGCAUUUCACGAACGAUGGAAGAAUUUGGGACAGCCAUAACGAACUGAAUCUACCACCUGAACUAGGAAAACUAAAAUUCCUGACACAUCUGCAAGCGAAAGGAUGUGGAAUACAAGAAAUACCAUUGGAGAUAGAAAAUUUGAAAGAACUGACCUUAUUGCAUCUAUCCAAAAACGAUAUUCGCCAGAUCCCAGUUUCAAUUUGUGAGUUAGGGAACCUUCAAGUGUUGAGAAUAGAUAGAAACCAGCUUCAAGAAAUUCCAAUGGAAAUUGGCAAGCUGAAACAGCUCGUGAUAUUUGAUAUAUCAAAUAAUACGGUCAAAGAAAUACCCCCUACAAUAGAGCUCAGAAUCUUGGAGGGCAUCAAUCCAGAGGAAAAGAAAAUACGUCUGGUAUCCAGGGAAUUAGAUUACCUACCAUCACUCAUCGCCCGGUACAAUCAAGUGAAGCAAUUAAACCUUUCUAAAAAUAGAUUAUUAUUCAUACCAAUAGAAAUAUUGCAACUACGGGACCUCGAAGACCUUGACCUAUCCGAUAACAUAUUUCGGAGUAUUCCUACACAUAUAUUUGAGAUUGAACGUCUUCACAGACUACGUAUUUCUAACAACCUGUUGUUGAAAUUCCCAGCUUAUAUUGGUAAAGUGCUGGAGCUUGAUCUAUCCAAAAACUUGAUCGAAGAUAUUACCGUCUCCAACACGCGAGAAUACCCCUUAGUGAAACUCGAUCUUAGUAGAAAUAAGUUGACCAAUAUUCCUAACGAAAUAGAUUGCUUGAUACACCUUGAAGAGCUAAAUAUUUCACAGAAUGAAAUAAGAAAAUUAUCAUCAAAGAUUGUGUAUGAGUUACCAUGUUUAGCAAAACUGUAUAUAGGAGAAAAUGAUAUAAAAAUUGUACCUCAAGAAAUUGGUAAACUGCUGAGUUUAAGGGUGUUAGACUUGUCCAGUAACAAGAUCAUUGAAAUUCCCUCAUCUGUGGGACUGCUAUCACAGCUGGAAGAACUGGACUUGUCGAGAAACCCAUUGAAACAGCUACCACGAGAAAUCAAAAGGAUUUUUACUUUGAAGGUUGUUAAAGUCACUGGUGGCAAACUGGAUGACAGUGAGGUUAAAUAUGCUGCUGAACAGGGAGUCGAAUCUCUCGUGGACCAUUGGAACAAAGAGGGAAAUCUUUGUUUCCUUUCCCCUAUUCGCACGUUUACUGGAAUUAACGGGUACGCCAUGGUACUUCGGUCAGAAAGAGAAUUACUGAAAAACUGUAAUCCAGAGAGUGAAGUACUCGAUCUGCACUCAAAUGAAUUUGUUCCCUUAUUAAUCAAUGAACACGAAAAUGCAAAAAGUCUUCAUCUUGGAGGGAAUCCAAAUGUAUCGUCACUGCCUAUAGAGAUAGCUGAAUUAAUUAAUCUUGAAGACAUCAAUUUGUCAGAGGAUGCAUUCACUGAGGUUCCACAUGUUGUUACUCAGCUUGAGAAUCUCGUCAGCUUAAAAAUGAGAACCAAUAGAUUAACAGGAUUCCCCUCAAAUGUAACCACUUUAAAAGAAUUGGAUCUAUUUGGCAACAACAUCAAUAUAAUUUCAGCAAACGACAUACAAUGUCCGCAAUUACAAUAUCUAGAUAUUGGUAACAACAACUUGGAAAGUUUCCCAGACGCCAUAAUUAUGCUUCAAAAUCUACAAAAGCCAUAUAUGUCGAAAAACCUCAUUCACCGCAUCCCACCAUCAAUCGAGGAACUCAAAUAUCUAAGAGAUUUCCAUAUUAGUCAGAAUUUUUUAUCAAAUAUCCCGGAUGAAAUUGGUGAGCUCCCUAACCUAGAGACACUGAAAAUGUCGCACAAUUUGUUAGAACAACUACCUCUUUCCAUUGGAAAUCUAUUCAAUUUAUUCGAGCUUGACAUAGCAGAGAAUAAGUUGACUGAACUUCCAGCUCAAAUUGGUUGUUUGACUAUUUUGAAAAUGCUGACUGUUAAAGGGAAUAAGAUUAGAAUAUUACCAAUCCAGAUAAAUUUAUUAUCGCAAUUGGAAAACUUUUCCCUCGAUGCGGAUGAAAUGACGGAACCUCCCAGUAGUGUAUGUGUACAUGGUAUAAAAGAAAUCAAAAGAUACUUCAAGUCAAAAGAUGAUGACAGUUCCACACUAAGUCGAGUUAUUCAUCUACUGCCAAAUGAACAGAACCCGGAACUACAUAUCUUACUUGAUGGAUAUUCUUUAGAGGUUCUACCUCAUAGUGUUGUAUUGGAAAAGGAAAUUGCAGUUUCUAGUGUAUCUGUUCAAGAUUCUAGUGUUAAAUAUGAACUUGACACCAGUGAGCAAAUAGCAUCAGAUAUACUCACCAUGACGCCUGACUAUGAGUUCGCCGGCUCAGUAAAUUUGAUAUUCCAAUGUAUCAACAGUAGAUCGAGAAAGGUAAAGCUCAAGACGAGUGAUGGAAGUACAAAUUGGACGGAGCUUGUCACGGAACAGAUUGACACUGGUGUGAAGGCAAACAUUAGUAAUCUGACCAGGUUCAUUGCAACUUCCGAAUGUUUAUCAGAGACGAUCACAGUAACGAGAUCAGGGACGACAUUUCAAUCCAUAGCUGGACCCGGGGUAUCAAUAAGUAUCGGUCCAAAUGCGGUUCCACAACCAACAACAACGAGUGUUAAUGUACAUACUCCAGACCCAGACUCCGCUGUUGCCUAUCGAGGACGAAUGAUAUCCACUAUGGUCAUUCAGUGGCUGUUGUCAACGCAGAAGGAUUUCGUUUGUCAGAAGAUGCGACAGAUAGGAUGUGUGGCUGCACCGCGAAACAUUAACCCUAAUUACCUAUUCGAAAAAUGGCAGAAGUAUAAAGAGGCACGGAUAAUCGGCUUAUACUCGGUAAAGAUUGUUGUCAUGCAACAAAUACAGGAGCCGAGGAUCUUGUCGUUGAAUAUAGUUAAAUCUUCUCAAGCAGAAUUGCGAGUGGAAAGUCUGAAAGAGAAGUCGUAUCAUGCGUAUCAUGAGAACCGUGUAGUGAUAGCUUCAACAUGCAAAAUGGACACUGGGUAUCCGCACAAUAUACAUAACGGUGCCCCAAGAAAUCCGGACGAAAUAGUCACAGACAGGGAGCUUAUAAUGGUAGCUGAAAAAAUGGACAACAGUUGGGAAACUAUUGCGAUAAAACUUGACAUGCAGCAAUACGAAAUGGAUAGGUUUAAGAAAGCGGUGUCUAUGACACAACAAAUAUUCUAUAUGUUACACCACUGGCGCCAGAAAAAGGGCGCUUUGGCAAUAAGGCAGCAGUUACGAGACGAACUGAAGGAAAAUGGAGCUGAUUUCGAAGUUUAUAAGUUACUAUCACCAUCGUCAUCGGUGGCGGCGACUCAAUAA